AUGAGCGACGAGGUUAAUGUUGGGGACAAGCUUCGAGCGUUGGCCUUGAGAGGACCUGAAAACUUAGUUCAAUUGCUCAAACAGCAGGAUGAAGAACUGGAAAGUAAAUUGGGCCAGGACAGCGGGAUUCUGGACCUCCACAGAGCUAUCAAUGAGGAUCCAGAGCUUAAACAGCGCGUUUCCAUGAUUCUGGACAAAUUCUACAACAUGGCCGAGAGAAAUGAAGAAGACGUGGACGACAUUUACGAUGCCGAAGAACACCGAGGGAAAUCGGCCGCCAGGCUGCGAGAUGUAAAUGUCACAGAAGAGGUAGUACCGCCCGAGAAUUUUAGUCAUAUAGUAGGUGAGAUUUACCGGUCAAGUUUCCCACGACCGGAGAACUUCUCGUUCUUGCAACAUAGCCUUCGGCUCAAAUCGAUCAUGGUCCUGAUACCCGAGGAGUAUCCCUCCGAAAACACAGACUUUAUGGCCCAGGCUGGUAUUGAAUUGUUUCAAAUUGGAAUGAGCGGGAACAAGGAACCGUUUGUGAACAUUCCGUGGGACCUUCUAACGAGAGCCCUGGAAGUGGCCAUCAAUCCAGCAAACCACCCGAUUCUGAUACAUUGCAACAGGGGCAAACACCGCACAGGAUGCCUGGUUGGGUGUAUCCGACGAUUGCAAAACUGGUCGCUAACGAUGAUUUUCGACGAGUAUCGUCGCUUCGCGUUCCCGAAGGCGAGGGCCUUGGACCAACAGUUCAUUGAGAUGUACGACGAGGACAAGAUAAAACAAAUUGCGGAGGACAAGGACUGGCUGCCGAUCAGAUGGUGA
Messenger RNA from Lachancea dasiensis, 810 nucleotides. NCBI's taxonomy places the organism in Eukaryota, Fungi, Ascomycota, Saccharomycetes, Saccharomycetales, Saccharomycetaceae. The record is from the annotation of a GenBank genome assembly.